GGCGCGGCCGCGUAAUCCGUCACUCCCGGGAGAUGGUGGCUCAUUAACCCAUUACCCGGGAGGUGGGGACGUGCCGGGAGGGAGCCAGGGAAGGAGAGCCGGGGGUGGGAAAGGCACAGCGGGCAGGGGAGGAGCCGUGCGGGGCCGGAGCGGCGGAGCCCGGGCAGGGACAGAGCGCUGCCCCGAGCACGGCGGGCAGGGACGGCGGCGGCCACCGGGGCCACGCGUGGGGCAACCUCGGCGAGCCCACCGGCCUCUCCCCACGCCAGGAUGAAGAGGCUCUGCGAGGAGAGCUCGUCCGACACGGAGUCUGACGGCACCAUCGACGUGGGCCGGGAGGAGGAGUACAGCCAUGUUUCCAGGUCUGUGUCUCCCACCACGACAUCUCAGAUACAAGCCAGGAAGAAGAGGAGAGGGAUCAUCGAGAAGCGGCGCCGUGACCGCAUCAACAGCAGCCUCUCGGAGCUGCGGCGCCUGGUGCCCACGGCCUUCGAGAAGCAGGGGUCUUCCAAGCUGGAGAAGGCAGAAAUUCUACAAAUGACAGUGGAUCACUUAAAAAUGCUUCAUGCCACAGGAGGAACAGGCUUCCUGGAUGCCCGGGCUCUGGCUGUGGAUUACAGAAGCAUCGGAUUCCGCGAGUGUCUCACCGAAGUUGUCAGGUACCUGGGCAUCCUCGAGGGCCAGAACGCUGCCGACCCCAUCCGGCUGCGACUCCUGUCCCACCUGAAUAAUUACGUGGCAGAAAUGGAGCCUUCACCCGUGGCCACAUCCCUGCUGCCCAUCCAGACCUGGCCCUGGUCCUUCCUGCACGGCGCCGCCGGUCCUGUGCAGAUCCCCAGGAGGGAGGCUGCUCCCGCUCCGGUUGUUUUGACUGCAUCUUCCCUGGCUUACCCCAGCCCUGCAGUGAGGCCUGCCCCUCUCCGCCGUGUCCCCGGUGAGAUGCUGCCGUCCCGCCGGAGCUUCCUGGCCAGCAGGAUGGGCUCCUCCAGCCGGAGAGCCCGCGGCGCCGGCUCGGCCGCAGCCGUGCCAGCCGUGCCCAGGAUGCCAUCGCCAGCGGGAGCACUGAGAGAGGGCUCAUCCAAGAGCAGCCAAAUCGCCACAUUCCUCUUCUCCCCAGCCUCUGCCGGCAUCCCUGUGCCGCCAGCUUACGCGGCACCUCCCGUCUUGGGUGCUGCCACGCAGGGACCAGGGAUCAGGGUUGGGACAUCCAGGAUCUGCCGCUCCUGGGCGACGGAAAUCGGGGCUUUCUGACCCUCCCUCCCCCUCCGGAGACAGGAGUUCUCCAGCGCUCGUCGCCCACAAGGCUGAGAACAAACUCGGUUGAAAAGGCAUCUCUCCUGCUUUGCAGAAGCCAAGGAUCCAUAGAGAAAAUUCUCUCUGCUCUUGCCUCCCUCCUUGCACCGCCCUCCUCGCCUCACCAUCACACGUCCUCUCCCUCGUGAUGCCUGCAAACGUAAAUCACAUCCAAUUCCAUGCACUUGUCUGCACGAGGCCACUCUCCAGACCCUUCUGGAUACGAGGGAGGGGGCACACGCAGAUCCCAACCCUGUUCCUCCUCCAGCAAACCCCUCUGCAGAACCCAGCCUUGCUCUCCUUUGGAAAACAGCCAGCCUUGAAAUCCUGUCUUUAUUUCCCCGGGGACUCGGAGCUGCCAGCCAGACUUGCUCGUGCCGAUUCCCUGCGACGCAUCCCCCAGCUGCAGCACCUAAUUUUGGUGUGGGGGGAUGGACACAGCUCACACCCCAUGCCCAGCACUGCUGGCACCCUCAAGGCAGGCUCCAGCCCCCCCAGCUCCCGAAGAGAACUGGCUGCCUGCUAAUCCCUGCGCUUUCCUCUCCGCAUUACCAGCUUUUCCCACUUAUGUGCCCUUAAGGUGGAGUGAGGCAGCGGCUUAGCAGGGCUCUUUCCCACAGCCCAGCUGAGAUCCCGCCGUGGCUGCAGGGCCUGUGCUGGGUUCCUGGCACAAACCCCGCUGGAGCAGCCGGCCAGGCCACCCGGGCACAGCCCCUGCCCCGCCGAGGUGUGAAGAGGUGAGACAAAGGAUUUCAAAGGGACGCCUGUCACCGAGGGGAAGGCUCUGACUGCCAAAGUGAGAAGAAAAUGCCUUUUCCUCUGUCAGGCUCCCUGCUGGAGCUGUCUCUCCUCCACCCCCUGCUGAACAGCCCUGACUGCAAAGGGGGAAAAUGGAUUGGAGCAGCCUGAAUUUGAAGUGCCUCCCUUGUUCUCCCUGAGCUCAGCAUCCCUCACCCUCCCCUCCCACAAUGUCUCUGUUUUCUUUCUCCAGCACUAUGUUUGGGUCUCACACCUCUCAUCCCCUUCCCUGGGCCGGGACCAAAACCCACUGAGGUGUCACUGCACUUGUCCUGAGUCCUGAGAGCUCUCCCUGCCUCGCCCUGUGUGCUCCUAUAUGACUGUCACAGCGGAUCACACCUCUGCUCCUGCAGCUGGCCUCCCCUCCUCUCUUCUUUGGGCAGAAAGAACAGAAGCUUGAAGCUUUCAAGCCACCCUGCCCCUGUGCCAUGUCCUGUGGUGGCAGGGCAGGGUGUCCCAGCGCUCCCCCUCACCUGAACAGCUCCCUGCAUUUGUGCCUUGACUUGCUGGGAUACACGUGCAGAAUAUUCUGGACCCAGCUGCAUGCCCACCCCUCGCCCAUCUCUACAGCACUCCGACAUGAAAAGAGAGAAGAAGUUAGUGCAAAGAAAGGUAAUAAAGAGGGAGAAGAUCUCUUUUGAAUGGGAGAAACUCUUCCCAUGCCUCAGGUCAGAGGUGCAGCCGGUUGGGCUGUGUGGAUGAGCUGUUGUUUUCCUUCCUGCAGAUGGUAUCUGCCAUGUGCAUGUCAAUGUGUGUAUCUGCCAUUGUUUGGGAAGUGAGUCCCUCCCAGUUGUUUUGAUGGAAGUCAUGGCACUUAACACACAGAAAUGCCUCUGCUGCUUCUCACCCUUGUCCUCAAGUGCCGGAAUCAGCCAGGAACAACAUAUUCCCUUUUAAUAAAGUCACAGGAGGGAAAUCCUCGUGGACCCUGGCUGUUCCUGCAGCUGGUUUGUGCACUAGAGCUCACGGCCUCACUUUACACUGUACAGUGCUCUUAGAUUCACAAGCUGUGACAUCAGCAAAGGUGUCAAAUAAAGUCUUUCAAACCCCU
This is a messenger RNA of Pyrgilauda ruficollis (rufous-necked snowfinch), 3142 nucleotides long. It is a transcript of the gene HEYL, whose product is annotated as hes related family bHLH transcription factor with YRPW motif like. The record is from RefSeq and is a predicted model, not a curated record. Gene Ontology annotation, molecular function: RNA polymerase II cis-regulatory region sequence-specific DNA binding; DNA-binding transcription factor activity, RNA polymerase II-specific; protein dimerization activity. Lineage: Eukaryota; Metazoa; Chordata; Aves; Passeriformes; Passeridae. The transcript is spliced from 5 exons. Gene Ontology annotation, cellular component: nucleus. Gene Ontology annotation, biological process: regulation of neurogenesis; regulation of transcription by RNA polymerase II; circulatory system development. The coding region runs from base 271 to 1251 and encodes 326 amino acids.